Messenger RNA from Anastrepha ludens (Mexican fruit fly), 2424 nucleotides. RefSeq names its product actin-related protein 2/3 complex subunit 2 (gene Arpc2). The transcript has 8 exons. Lineage: Eukaryota; Metazoa; Arthropoda; Insecta; Diptera; Tephritidae. The record is from RefSeq and is a predicted model, not a curated record. The coding region runs from base 962 to 1867 and encodes 301 amino acids. Gene Ontology annotation, cellular component: actin cytoskeleton; Arp2/3 protein complex. Gene Ontology annotation, biological process: Arp2/3 complex-mediated actin nucleation; actin filament polymerization. Gene Ontology annotation, molecular function: actin filament binding; structural constituent of cytoskeleton.
ACCAACGCAUUUUACCACACUCGACGCACCUUCCAUUUUCCCAAUGCGGGAGCGGCGAUAUUUGUGAAAAAACUAACUUGGACAAAAUUUGCCAAAUAGGUUAAUAAUAGAACUGUUUGAUUUUUAUUAAAUCUACAAAAGUGCUUUACGUGUAUAAAUACUGUAUCUUAAACGCAGUUCAAAUGCAAGAUAUAAAUAAAGACUAAGGUGACACUCUGAGAAAAGAAGAAUUUUCUUUGUGAAAAAGUGAAAAUAUGAACUAACAUAUGAACUGAAGGAGAAGGAAUGUGUUAUAUUCGGGCAAUGAUUUUGCAAAGUGCUGGACUUUUUGUUUAAGGCAACUCGCAGGAAUAUUGUAAAAAAUUGGUAUUUUUUGAAAUACAUAGAAAUAUAUUGAAAUAGGUUGUUAUUACCACAUCGGCCGGCCAAAGCUAGUACAAGUACGAGUAGAAGCAGAGAUUUUGGUGUUAUUGGUGCUGUAGACGUUGACACAGAUCGCCGUCGACAGUCAUCACCGCACGCGUAAUCGUAGUGAAGAGUACGCGGGAGCUAUUUUACACAUACAUAUGUAUUGCUUAUGUGUAAAGUUAAAAGAGCGAGUCAGCAGUGACCAGCAAGUGUGAAACGUCUACGGUUGCGGGACGGGCAACAAAAUCUAACUAGAUGGUGCAACAUUCAGGCAAGGCAAUUUGACGACACGGAUUGAACGUAGCAAUUGACAUAAUUGACGCGCUCAUCGGUCGCUGGCGAAUUCGCACCUACAUACCAAAAAUAAAGGAGUCAAUAAUACAACGAACAAUUGCUGCAACCUACUGCCUGAAAACACAAAAACUUGUCACUCUGAAAGUAUAUUUAUAUUAAACUAAUAAUAUCAUUGCUAAACGUAAAGGGGAAGUGGAAACGAAGUAGAAGAAACUUGCAUUCACGCGCACUGGUCACAAAGUAUUUUUGAGGUUAUAACAUGAUUCUACUGGAAAUCAAUAACCGCAUCGUCGAAGAGACUCUUCUGGUCAAAUUUCGUAAUGCCCUAGCUGGCGCCAAAGCCGAAUCUAUUGAUGUGCGAAUUGCGGACUUUGAUGGCGUGCUCUUUCACAUUUCGAACGUUAACGGCGAUAAGACUAAAGUUAGGACAAGCAUAUCGCUGAAGUUCUAUAAGCAAUUGCAGGAGCACGGCGCUGAUGAAUUGCUGAAGCGUGAAUAUGGCGGCUUAUUAACAGACACAGAAGAUGGCUACAAUGUGUCGGUACUUAUCGAUCUAGAAAACAUACCAGCUGAUUGGGAAGCAGUUGCGAAAAAAAUUGGUCUACUUAAACGCAAUUGCUUUGCAUCAGUUUUUGAGAAGUAUUUCGAUUUCCAAGAACAAGGCGAAGAAGGCCAGAAACGAGCUGUAAUCAAUUACCGUAACGAUGAGACGCUUUAUGUUGAGGCCAAAUCAGAUCGUGUUACAGUUGUAUUCAGUACGAUUUUUCGUGAUGAGGACGACGUGAUAAUUGGUAAAGUGUUCAUGCAGGAAUUGAGAGAAGGACGUCGGGCAUCACAUACAGCGCCACAAGUGCUGUUUUCGCACCGCGAGCCGCCUUUGGAAUUGGCAAAGACGGACGCUAGAGUAGGCGACAAUAUAGGAUAUGUCACUUUUGUACUCUUCCCUCGUCAUACUAACAAAGAAACAAGGGAUAACACCAUUAAUCUAAUACACAUGUUCCGAGAUUAUUUACAUUAUCAUAUUAAGUGUUCAAAAGCGUACAUUCAUUCUAGAAUGCGCGCAAAAACGUCAGACUUUCUGAAAGUGCUUAAUCGUGCUAGACCGGAAACGAAGAAUACGGAAAAGAAAACAAUUACGGGGAGAACAUUCAUUCGCAAGGAAUGAUUUGUGGACAAUGUCUAGUUGUUUUUAUAUUUAUGUAUUAAUUAUUAAUAAUCAUAGCUUGAUGGCAACAAGUUUUAUGAAAGCGAAAAACGUGAAUUGAAAAACAAAAAAACGUGCGCUCUAUUAAGCAAAUACAAAACAUGCCAAGGAAUAGAUUCUAUCGGCAAAUACAAAAAUAAAAUGCUAAGUGUAUUAAAAACUAAAAUUUAAAUUAUACCAUUUAAAACACCAUAAUUAAACAAAAACAAAAAAAAAAAAAGUAAUUCUGGUCGAUUCGUUAUAACAUUAAUAAUUUGGUGAAACCCUUAAUAAAAUAUAACUAAAAACAUACAAUUAAGUUCCGCAGCGGAGAAACCAUGUUAAGUAUUGGCGUAUUAUAAAAGCAAAAUAUAUAAAUAAUAAAGCAUUAAAUAAAAAUAAAAAUUUAAUAUACAAGGCAAUGAGAAAAUGACGCAGCUGGGUUGUUGUUGUGUCAGUAUAUGGCGCUGCCGAACAAAGAAUUUGAUAUGGAAUCCACAAAUAAUAAAAAAGAACAACUGCAAUAUCGAUAAUCAAAA